Molecule: messenger RNA, 896 nt
Organism: Olea europaea var. sylvestris
Lineage: Eukaryota; Viridiplantae; Streptophyta; Magnoliopsida; Lamiales; Oleaceae
Product: outer envelope pore protein 16-3, chloroplastic/mitochondrial-like
Exons: 3
Coding region: 110-586 (158 amino acids)
Biological process (GO): protein insertion into mitochondrial inner membrane
Cellular component (GO): TIM22 mitochondrial import inner membrane insertion complex
Molecular function (GO): transmembrane protein transporter activity
Source: RefSeq, a predicted model, not a curated record
GGGCUUUGUAGCACGAUACUUCAUUUUCUCCCUUGAUCUCUCUCUCUCUGUGCUCUCUCGCUAGCUCGCCCACACAGAUCACUGCCAAUUCAGUUUUUAAAACAAAGCAAUGGAUCAGAAGGAGCUUAGACAGAUGGAAGAUGAAACAAGUCCAUUGAUUAAAACCAUAAAAGGUGCAACUGCAGGUCUAGUUGCAGGCACUAUUUGGGGUACCAUUGUAGCUACUUGGCAUGAUGUUCCUCGAGUUGAGAGGAGUAUUGCACUUCCAGGUCUAGUUAGGACAUUGAAGAUGAUGGGUAAUUAUGGGAUGACUUUUGCUGCUGUCGGCGGAGUCUACAUUGGCGUCGAGCAGUUGGCUCAGAAGUAUAGGAUGAAAAGAGACUUUGUUAACGGAGCUGUUGGUGGAUUUGUUGCUGGUGCUUCUGUUCUGGGUUAUAAAGGAAGGAGCAUAUCCUCAGCAAUCUCUGCGGGAGCAGCUCUUGCAGUGACAUCUGCUGUCAUUGAUGCUGGAGGUCAGACCACGAGAAUUGAUAAUGGCAAAGAGUACUAUCCUUACACCAUCAAAAAGAGGCCCACUGUGGAUUGACUCUUUUACCCUUUUCAUUGUUGCUUCUUUGCAAGGAAAGCUCUAAUUGGGCCACUUGGUCACUCUUUCUGUCUCGCUGUUUCCUCCUUUAAGAUGUUUAAUGUCCUUUGGGCUUUUGUUUCUGUUCUCAUGUUGUGAAUUUGAAUAAGUUUACUGUUAUUUUUGAGUUUCCACCAUGAGAGACAAAUCUCCAUUUGGAUACUUGUAGUUCUUGAUUAUGCUCAUAUAUCAUGGAAAAGCUGUGAGGUAGCGUUGAACAUUUUCUUGCAAAAUGCAUUUGUUGUUAAUGGAUAAUAAUCGUUAGAACUCA